AUGAGCUCCGACCUUGCCCUUCACAAGGAGCUUCAUAGAAGGCUUGUAGAAUAUCGCAAUAAGCGUGGCUUCAACCCCGCCGCGUGGAUUCAGCGCAAGUGUGCUGUUCUGAACGCCUAUAUGGCCUCCAAUGGACUUAAGGUGUGUGUGACGAAUGUUUCUGGCGGAAUUGACUCCGCGGUGGUGGUGGCCCUGUGCUCAAGGGCGAUGCAAAUGCCUAACAGCCCCAUUGUGAAGAAUAUUGGUCUCUGUCAGCCAAUUUGCAGUAGUGCCUGGGCUCUUGAGAGAGGACAGGAGAACAUUCGCUCUUGCGGGGCGGUGGAGGUUGUUGUGGAUCAGACAGAAAUUUUCAAACAGCUGUCAACGACCAUUGAGACAGCUGUUGGGAUAGACGGUAAAGACUUUGCCAGAGGACAGCUACGAAGCUAUAUGCGCACCCCAGCAGCGUACUACGUGGCGCAGCUAUACAGCCAAGGCGGAACUCCGGCCAUUGUCAUGGGUACAGGGAAUAUGGAUGAGGACGGUUACUUGGGUUAUUUUUGCAAGGCAGGCGACGGUGUCGUUGAUGUGCAGGUUAUCUCCGACCUACACAAGAGUGAGGUGUUUCAGGUGGCACGGGAGCUUGACGUGCCAGUAAAAACGCUUCAGGCACCUCCUUCGGCAGAUCUUUGGGAUGGGCAGACGGACGAAGAGGAACUUGGGUUUCCGUACGAUUUUGUGGAGCUCUAUACAGGCUGGUGCAUGCGCCUGAGCGACGGCGAGCGAGAGUCAUUUCUGCAUUCCCUCUCUACAACGGCUCGCCAGCAAUACGAAAAAUAUAGGGAUGCAUGUGAUAAGGUUAAUCGUCGCAAUUUGCACAAAAUUUCGGGCAUCAUCAACUUGUAA
Molecule: messenger RNA, 885 nt
Organism: Trypanosoma rangeli
Lineage: Eukaryota; Euglenozoa; Kinetoplastea; Trypanosomatida; Trypanosomatidae
Product: NAD+ synthase
Exons: 1
Coding region: 1-885 (294 amino acids)
Biological process (GO): NAD+ biosynthetic process
Cellular component (GO): cytoplasm
Molecular function (GO): NAD+ synthase (glutamine-hydrolyzing) activity; glutaminase activity
Source: RefSeq, a predicted model, not a curated record